This is a messenger RNA of Pongo pygmaeus (Bornean orangutan), 12511 nucleotides long. It is a transcript of the gene BRWD1, whose product is annotated as bromodomain and WD repeat domain containing 1. Gene Ontology annotation, cellular component: nucleus. Bases 3413 to 10375 code for a protein of 2320 amino acids. Gene Ontology annotation, molecular function: protein binding. Gene Ontology annotation, biological process: regulation of cell shape; regulation of transcription by RNA polymerase II; cytoskeleton organization. The record is from RefSeq and is a predicted model, not a curated record. NCBI's taxonomy places the organism in Eukaryota, Metazoa, Chordata, Mammalia, Primates, Hominidae. The transcript is spliced from 42 exons.
GGGUCUUGCUCUGCUGCCUAGGCUGGAGAGCAGUGCUGUGAUCAUGGGUCAUUGCAGCAUCAAUCCCCCCUGGCUCUAGCCAUUCUCUUGCCUCAGCCUCUUAAGUAGCUGGGGCUACAGGUACACAACUACCAUGCCUGGCUAUUUUUUAUUUUUUGUAGAGAUGGGGUCUUACUAUGUUGCUCAGGCUGGUCUCGAACUCUUGGGCUCAAGCAAUCCUCUGGCCUUGGCCUCCCAAAGCGCUGGGAUUACAGGUGUGAGCCACUGUGUCUGGGCUCGUGUCAUCAUUUCUGAUCUCUUGUAAUGGUUAUCAUGCUGCCAGUACCAGAACUAUAAUCUUGGACAAUGACCAGAGCUUGGGAUAUAAAUUCUUGUAAUAUCUUUUGGAGGUUUUUACUCUUACGCCCUUGUUACAAAAUGAAAUGCACAACUCCUUGGUCAAUCAUUGAAAGUUUAAAUUCUCCCCUCUUGAUGUCUUUGUCACUUGGUAACACUGGUAAUCUUGCAGCAUCAGAUCACUGUCCCACAGUCAUCUAUGCACUGUAACUUCAAAUAAUCAAGUUGUUGCAAGCAGUUACUCAUCUUAACAAUCUAGCUACCAGCCUGUAUGCCCUACCUUAUUUGUUGGCACAACCUUGGAAAGCCCCAAACGAGAUUUUUGUCAUUCUUUUUUAUUUCACCCCAACUUCAUCUUGCAGAUUUAAUGUCCUACAUACUUCUGAUCUUGUCUCUUCUCUAUCCUUAUGACCAACGCCCUCAUCCAUCGUUUCUUUUCUAUUUCAGGGGUCUGUUAAGUGCCGCUUGGUUUUAACUUUCUCAAAUCCAUCCUAAAAUAGAAAAUGAUUCCUUCCUGGCUUAGAAUCCUUCAAUUGCUCCCAAUUUCAACUUCUGACAUUAUGGUCCCAUCCUCUCCAAAGUCACCCCAAGUAGUCAUACUAAACUUCGGGUUCCUUAAACUAGAAAUUAUAUUCAUGUCUUGGCCCUCUGUUGUUUGUAUGUCCGAAAUCCCUUUCCACACAUUGUAGCCUGGAUAACCCGUACUUCCCUAACAUUUCCCCCACGCACAGGCAAGCUGAUCUUCUUCCGAUAUAUCUCUGCCCUAAAUCGUGUCAUUAUUUGCUUACAUCUGUUUCCCCUAAGAGACGGUGAAGUCUUUGAUGGCAAAGCUGUGGCUCAUUCCUUUUUUUUUUUUUAUCGCCAUCACUUGUUAGUGCUUGCUGAAUUAACAGAUGUAAGGAGUUAACUUCCUGAUGCACUAGCUCAAACAUAUUUAGAUUGUUACCUCACACACAGCUUUUUUUUUUUUUGAGACGGAGUCUCGCUUUGUCGCCCAGGCUGGAGUGCAGUGGCGCGAUCUCGGCUCACUGCAGCCUCCGCCUCCGGGGUUCAAGCAAUUCUCCUGCCUCAGCCUCUCAAGUAGCUGGGACUAGAGGCGCGCACCGCCACACCUGGCUAAUUUUUUGUACUUUUAGUAGAGACGGGGUUUCACUAUGUUGGCCAGGAUGGUCUUGAUUUCUUGACCUCGUGAUCCGCCUGCCUCGGCCUCCCAAAGUGCUGGGAUUACAGGCAUGAGCCACCAUGCCCGACAGCCUCACAGAUAUCUAUAUCCAUGUAUAAAUACAUAUAAAAGCUUUUGGCCAGGCGCAGUGACUCAAGCCUGUAAUCCCCAGCACUUCGGGAGGCCAAGGCGGGUGGAUCGCCUGAGGCCAGGAGUUCGAGACCAGCCUGGCCAACAUGGUGAAACCCGUCCCUACUAAAAAUAUAAAAAUUAGCCGGACGUGGUGGCGAGUGCCUGCAAUUCCAGCUACUCGGGAGGCUGAGGCAUGAGAAUCACUGGAACCCGGGAGGCAGAGGUUGCAGUGAGGUGAGAUCACGCCACUGCACUCCAGCCUGAGAGCAAGACCCUGUCUCAAAUAAAUAAAAGCCAACUUGUACACGGUGCUUACUGUAUGCCAGGAACACAUUAAUUCAUUAAACCCUCACAACUUUGAGACAGGCACAAAUAUUAUCUGUUUACUAAUGUGGAAUUAUCUACGGUUUACAGGUAAGGAAAACUGAGACCCACAGGUUGUGACUUGCUCAAGGUCAAGCUGGUGGAGCCAAGACAAGGUGCUGGCAGUGAGUCCUGCCCUAGAGUCUGACCCGAACCACAUUUAACCUCUAUGUGGUGUGUAGGUUAUUGCCAUGAGUAAGAAUCAGAAUGUUAACGCGCAUUCCAGGAAGGCAGGGACACCACUGAGUGUUACUGCUGUACUUUAGGGGCCAGAGCAGGGCAGGCUGGAUGCGCGGAGGAAACUCAUAGUUAGGUCAGAAGCCUGGCAAGACAAGGGAAUUUUCUGGUCGUCGUCCACCUCUCCAACCUCACAUCCUACUAGUCUUCCAAGAGGAUUCUAACUGCACAUGGCUCCCUAGUUUCCGCCUUCUCUUCCUAAGGAGGGUCUACGGCCCGUCUGCACCGCCCUCUCCCCGCAGUCCCGUUUUCCUGUCCAUGCUUGGACGGAUCCGGCCGAGCCGUCAGCUGCAGCUGCGCGCUGCUCCCCCGACUCGCACCCCCUCGGCGAAGCGCUGCAUUUUAUGUAAUUUUCUGCCGGGCUGCUGGCUUGUGGGGGUUGCGGCUGGGUCUCGGCAGCCUUCAGCGCCGCAGACGCUCCGGCAACGCCGGCAUACGAGGCCCCCACCCCAGGAGCGCGGGUCCGGGCGGCGUUCCCCUCUGCGGGAGGCGCGGCGAGCCAAUCCUCACUUUAAAGGCUUUCGUGUCCUCGAAGCGAAGGGUCUUCCGUUGGGGGGGCAAGACGCGCUGGCCCCAGACGACCGGUCCGUGAAAUGACCCUUCCGGGCGACCCGGAGCGGGCGACCUUGCCAAACCCGCGGCUCGGGGCCCCCGCGGUCCCGCGUAGAGGACCCACGCCCCACGGGGGGCGGCGGUGAAUCGCCCCCUCCCGUGGCCGCGCUUCCGCCCCCGGCACCCGCCCGCUGCUGGCCCGCCCGGUGUCGCGCUGCCGCCUCACAAAGCCCGGGCGGCCGCCUCAUCGCGCGCAGGGAUUCGAACCACGCGCCCUCCCCUCCCCCACUCGCCGCCGCAGCGCCCAGGUCCUUGCCGUCGCGUCACUUUCCCCUCAUCGAGUCCCCGGAGGCAGAAAGCAAAGCGAGGCUCGCCUCCCCGGGCGGGACGCGAGCUGCGGUCCUUCCUUGGCGCAACCCCCGCCCCCCGCGGAGGGACUACUUUUCGCCUCCUGCGGAGGCACUACUUCCUCCCCUGCGGAGGCGUCGGUCCAGGCGGCGCGCACGGCAUGGCGGCGGCGGCGGCGGCGGCGCGCGCCUGAGAAGAGGGGACGCCAGCCCGGUCAGGCCUCGGCGCGGCCUACACGCUCCGCUCGCUCGCUCUCUCCCUCCUCCCGCCCCGCGCCCGGCCAUGGCGGAGCCCUCGUCCGCCCGACGCCCGGUGCCUCUCAUCGAGUCGGAGCUGUACUUCCUCAUCGCCCGGUACCUAUCGGCGGGCCCGUGUCGGAGAGCGGCCCAGGUGCUGGUGCAGGAGCUGGAGCAGUACCAGUUGUUGCCGAAGAGAUUGGACUGGGAGGGCAACGAGCACAACAGGAGCUACGAGGAGUUGGUCUUGUCCAAUAAGCAUGUGGCUCCUGAUCAUCUGUUGCAAAUCUGCCAGCGCAUCGGUCCUAUGUUGGAUAAAGAAAUUCCACCCAGUAUUUCAAGAGUCACUUCUUUACUUGGUGCAGGAAGGCAGUCUUUGCUACGUACAGCAAAAGACUGCAGGCACACAGUUUGGAAGGGCUCUGCCUUUGCUGCUCUUCAUAGAGGAAGACCUCCUGAAAUGCCAGUGAAUUAUGGUUCCCCACCAAAUCUUGUGGAGAUACAUCGAGGAAAACAACUCACAGGGUGUUCCACUUUUAGUACAGCAUUUCCAGGAACUAUGUAUCAGCAUAUAAAAAUGCACAGAAGGAUUCUCGGACAUCUAUCUGCUGUUUACUGUGUAGCAUUUGAUAGGACAGGACAUAGAAUCUUUACAGGUUCAGAUGACUGUUUGGUAAAGAUUUGGUCAACACAUAAUGGCCGCUUGUUAUCUACAUUAAGAGGUCAUUCUGCAGAAAUUUCAGAUAUGGCAGUAAACUAUGAGAAUACAAUGAUUGCUGCGGGGAGCUGUGAUAAAAUUAUUAGAGUGUGGUGCUUGAGAACUUGUGCCCCAGUUGCUGUGCUCCAAGGACACACAGGAUCAAUUACAUCUUUACAGUUUAGCCCGAUGGCCAAAGGCUUUCAAAGAUAUAUGGUUUCCACUGGCGCUGAUGGGACAGUUUGCUUUUGGCAAUGGGAUUUAGAAUCCUUAAAAUUUAGCCCACGUCCCCUGAAGUUCACUGAAAAGCCUAGGCCAGGCGUUCAAAUGCUUUGUUCUUCUUUUAGUGUUGGUGGUAUGUUUUUAGCCACAGGUAGUACUGAUCAUGUAAUCAGAAUGUAUUUUUUGGGUUUUGAAGCACCCGAAAAAAUCGCAGAACUUGAAAGCCACACUGAUAAAGUAGAUAGUAUCCAAUUUUGUAACAAUGGUGAUCGGUUCCUAAGUGGUAGCAGAGAUGGAACAGCACGGAUUUGGAGAUUUGAGCAGUUAGAAUGGAGGAGCAUUUUAUUGGAUAUGGCUACCAGAAUCUCAGGGGACUUAUCUUCCGAAGAGGAAAGGUUUAUGAAACCUAAAGUAACAAUGAUAGCUUGGAAUCAAAAUGAUAGCAUUGUUGUCACAGCUGUGAAUGAUCAUGUCCUCAAAGUGUGGAAUUCUUACACUGGACAACUGCUUCAUAACUUAAUGGGACAUGCUGAUGAAGUAUUUGUUCUGGAGACACAUCCCUUUGAUUCCAGAAUUAUGUUAUCUGCAGGACACGAUGGCAGCAUAUUUAUAUGGGAUAUUACAAAAGGUACCAAGAUGAAACAUUAUUUUAAUAUGAUUGAAGGACAAGGACAUGGAGCUGUGUUUGACUGUAAGUUUUCACAGGAUGGACAGCAUUUUGCCUGUACAGAUUCUCAUGGGCACCUUCUGAUAUUUGGUUUUGGAUGCAGCAAACCAUAUGAAAAGAUUCCUGAUCAGAUGUUCUUCCAUACUGACUAUCGACCACUUAUUAGAGAUUCUAAUAAUUAUGUCUUAGAUGAGCAAACUCAGCAGGCUCCUCAUCUUAUGCCUCCACCAUUCUUGGUAGAUGUAGAUGGAAAUCCUCAUCCAACCAAGUAUCAGAGAUUAGUACCAGGCCGAGAAAAUUCUGCAGAUGAACAUUUGAUUCCACAGCUGGGCUAUGUGGCAACAAGUGAUGGAGAGGUGAUUGAACAAAUUAUAAGCCUGCAAACCAAUGAUAGUGAUGAACGCAGCCCAGAAUCGAGUAUUCUUGAUGGAAUGAUAAGACAGUUGCAGCAGCAGCAAGAUCAGAGAAUGGGAGCAGAUCAGGAUGCUAUUCCAAGAGGACUUUCAAAUGGUGAAGAAACACCCCGGAGAGGUUUUAGAAGGCUGAGCUUAGACAUUCAGUCCCCUCCAAAUAUUGGUCUGCGUCGUAGUGGACAAGUUGAAGGUGUUCGUCAGAUGCAUCAAAAUGCUCCACGCAGUCAGAUUGCUACAGAACGUGACCUGCAGGCUUGGAAACGAAGAGUGGUUGUACCAGAGGUACCACUAGGCAUAUUUAGGAAGCUGGAAGACUUCCGAUUAGAGAAAGGUGAAGAAGAAAGAAAUCUUUAUAUAAUAGGAAGAAAAAGAAAGACUCUUCAGCUCUCAUAUAAGUCGGAUUCAGUGGUUUUGGCAUCACAGUCUAGACAAAGGACAUGUAGGCGUAAAUAUCCAAAUUAUGGUAGAAGAAAUCGUAGCUGGCGUGAGUUAUCUUCUGGAAAUGAGUCUUCAAGCUCUGUAAGACAUGAGACUUCCUGUGAUCAAAGUGAAGGUUCUGGUUCUUCAGAAGAGGAUGAAUGGAGAAGUAACAGAAAAAGUGAAAGUUACAGCGAAAGUUCAAGUGACUCUUCAUCUAGAUAUUCCGAUUGGACAGCUGACGCAGGCAUCAAUUUGCAGCCUCCUUUAAGAACAUCAUGUCGUCGACGAAUUACUCGAUUUUGUAGUAGUUCAGAAGAUGAAAUGUCUACUGAGAAUUUAUCUCCUCCAAAAAGAAGACGAAAGAGAAAGAAAGAAAAUAAGCCUAAGAAGGAGAAUUUGCGGAGGAUGACUCCAGCAGAGCUUGCAAAUAUGGAGCAUUUGUAUGAAUUUCACCCUCCAGUUUGGAUUACUGACACCACACUUAGAAAAUCUCCUUUUGUUCCUCAAAUGGGUGAUGAGGUAAUAUAUUUUCGACAGGGUCAUGAAGCUUAUAUUGAGGCUGUAAGAAGAAAUAAUAUUUAUGAACUGAACCCUAAUAAGGAGCCAUGGAGAAAAAUGGAUCUUAGGGAUCAAGAAUUGGUUAAAAUAGUUGGAAUACGAUAUGAAGUUGGGCCCCCUACACUCUGUUGCCUCAAACUAGCAUUUAUAGAUCCAGCAACUGGAAAACUUACGGACAAAUCUUUCUCUAUUAGAUAUCAUGAUAUGCCAGAUGUUAUUGACUUUCUUGUAUUGCGUCAAUUUUAUGAUGAAGCAAGACAGAGGAAUUGGCAGUCUUGUGACAGAUUCCGCUCUAUUAUUGAUGAUGCUUGGUGGUUUGGAACAGUGUUAAGUCAAGAGCCAUAUCAACCACAGUAUCCUGAUAGUCAUUUCCAGUGUUAUGUUGUUAGGUGGGAUAAUACUGAAAUUGAAAAACUUAGCCCAUGGGACAUGGAACCAAUUCCUGAUAAUGUUGAUCCACCUGAAGAAUUAGGAGCUAGUAUUUCUGUCACAUCAGAUGAGCUAGAGAAAUUGCUCUAUAAACCACAAGCUGGUGAAUGGGGUCAGAAAUCAAGAGAUGAAGAAUGUGAUAGAAUUAUCAGUGGUAUAGAUCAACUUUUGAAUCUUGAUAUAGCAGCAGCUUUUGCAGGCCCUGUUGAUCUGUGUACAUACCCGAAGUACUGUACUGUAGUAGCUUAUCCAACUGAUCUUUACACAAUUCGAAUGAGACUUGUUAAUCGAUUUUACAGGAGGCUGUCUGCGUUAGUUUGGGAAGUCAGAUAUAUAGAACAUAAUGCCAGAACAUUUAACGAACCUGAGAGUGUAAUUGCAAGAUCAGCUAAAAAGAUAACUGACCAACUUUUAAAAUUUAUCAAGAAUCAACACUGUACAAAUAUCUCAGAACUUUCUAACACAUCUGAAAAUGAUGAACAAAAUGCUGAGGAUUUGGAUGAUAGUGAUCUUCCUAAAACAUCUUCUGGAAGAAGGAGAGUCCAUGAUGGGAAAAAAAGCAUCAGAGCUACGAACUAUGUUGAAAGCAACUGGAAGAAACAGUGUAAGGAACUAGUGAACUUAAUUUUUCAGUGUGAAGAUUCUGAACCAUUUAGACAACCUGUUGAUUUGGUUGAAUAUCCAGACUACAGAGAUAUUAUAGAUACCCCAAUGGAUUUUGGAACAGUAAGGGAAACUCUAGAUGCGGGAAAUUAUGACAGCCCUUUGGAGUUUUGCAAAGACAUCCGGUUGAUAUUUAGCAAUGCAAAAGCAUAUACACCAAACAAAAGAUCAAAGAUUUAUAGUAUGACCUUGAGAUUAUCUGCCUUAUUUGAAGAAAAAAUGAAGAAAAUCUCUUCUGAUUUUAAAAUUGGUCAAAAAUUCAAUGAAAAACUUCGAAGAAGCCAGAGGUUCAAGCAACGGCAAAAUUGUAAAGGUGACAGUCAGCCUAACAAAAGUAUCAGAAACCUCAAGCAGAAGAGGUUAAAAUCUCAGACAAAAAUAAUUCCUGAGCUGGUAGGUUCUCCUACCCAGUCUACCUCAAGUAGGACAGCUUAUCUUGGAACCCACAAGACAAGUGCUGGUGUCUCUUCAGGUGUUACUUCUGGUGACUCUUCAGAUUCAGCAGAAUCAUCAGAAAGGAGGAGAAGAAAUAGACCUGUAACAAAUGGUUCUACAUUAUCUGAAAGUGAAAUGGAAGAUUCUUUAGCUACCUCUUUGUCAUCAUCAGCUUCCAGUAGUUCUGAGGAAAGCAAAGAGAGUUCCAGAGCUCGUGAAUCCUCCUCACGCAGUGGGCUAUCCAGAAGCAGCAAUCUCAGGGUAACCAGAACUAGAGCUGCUCAAAGAAAAACUGGUCCUGUUUCAUUAGAAAAUGGAUGUGGCAGAAAAGCCACUCGAAAGAGAAUCUAUUUAAGUGAUUCUGAUAACAAUUCAUUGGAGACUGGUGAAAUUCUAAAAGCCAGAGCUGGAAAUAACCGAAAAGUCUUACGGAAGUGUGCUGCUGUGGCUGCCAAUAAAAUAAAGCUAAUGAGUGAUGUAGAAGAGAAUUCUAGCUCUGAAAGUGUCUGUUCUGGUCGGAAGCUGCCUCACCGCAAUGCUUCUGCUGUAGCUAGAAAAAAGUUAUUACAUAAUUCUGAAGAUGAACAGAGCUUAAAGUCAGAAAUUGAAGAAGAGGAGCUAAAAGAUGAAAAACAACAAUUACCAGUGUCCCGUUCUCACGCUGCCCAGAGUAAUGUUGAUGAAUCUGAAAACAGAGAUUCAGAGUCAGAAAGUGAUUUGCGGGUAGCCCGGAAAAAUUGGCAUGCUAAUGGUUACAAGUCCCAUACUCCAGCACCUUCAAAAACAAAAUUUCUUAAAAUAGAGUCUUCCUCAGAAGACUCUAAAAGUCAUGAUUCAGAUCAUGCAUGUAACAGAACUGCUGGCCCAUCAACGUCUGUGCAGAAACUUAAGGCAGAGAGCAUCUCAGAGGAAGCAGAUUCUGAACCAGGAAGAUCUGGUGGUAGGAAAUACAAUACAUUUCACAAGAAUGCGAGUUUCUUUAAAAAAGCAAAGAUUUUGAGUGACUCAGAAGACUCUGAAUCUGAAGAGCAAGAUAGAGAAGAUGGGAAAUGUCAUAAUAUGGAAAUGAACCCAAUUUCAGGAAAUCUGAACUGUGACCCUAUUGCUAUGUCUCAGUGUUCCUCAGAUCAUGGUUGUGAAACUGAUUUAGAUUCAGAUGAUGACAAAAUAGAAAAACCAAACAAUUUUAUGAAAGAUUCUACAUCACAAGACAAUGGACAAAGCAGAAAUAUUUCCAGGAAAAGGGUCUGUUCCAGUGACUCAGACAGUAGUUUACAGGUGGUUAAGAAAUCAUCAAAAGCCAGAACAGGUCUCCUGAGGAUUACUCGAAGAUGUGCAGCUACGGCUGCCAAUAAGAUCAAGCUCAUGAGUGAUGUAGAAGACGUCAGUUUAGAAAAUGUGCACACUAGAAGCAAAAAUGGAAGGAAAAAACCUCUCCAUCUUGCUUGUACUACAGCUAAGAAGAAAUUGAGUGAUUGUGAAGGAAGUGUACAUUGUGAAGUACCAAGUGAACAGUAUGCCUGUGAAGGCAAGCCACCUGAUCCUGACUCCGAAGGUAGUACAAAAGUGCUUAGUCAGGCUCUAAAUGGAGACUCAGACUCUGAAGAUAUGUUGAAUUCAGAACACAAGCACAGGCAUACCAAUAUUCACAAAAUAGAUGCACCUUCCAAAAGAAAAAGUUCCUCUGUUACAUCUUCAGGAGAAGAUUCAGAAAGUCAUAUUCCAGGGAGUGAGACUGAUAGGACAUUUUCUUCAGAGUCAACCUUGGCACAAAAAGCUACUGCAGAGAAUAAUUUUGAAGUGGAACUGAAUUAUGGGCUGCGCAGGUGGAAUGGCAGAAGACUCAGGACCUAUGGAAAGGCUCCUUUUAGUAAGACAAAAGUGAUUCAUGAUUCACAGGAAACAGCAGAGAAGGAAGUAAAAAGGAAGAGAUCGCAUCCUGAAUUGGAAAAUGUGAAAAUCUCUGAAACAACUGGGAAUUCAAAGUUUAGACCUGAUACUAGUUCCAAAUCAUCAGAUUUGGGAUCUGUAACUGAAUCAGAUAUUGACUGUACUGAUAAUACAAAAACCAAAAGGAGGAAAACGAAAGGAAAAGCAAAAGUAGUUAGAAAAGAAUUUGUUCCUAGAGACAGAGAACCCAAUACAAAAGUGAGAACAUGUAUGCAUAAUCAGAAGGAUGCAGUGCAGAUGCCUAGUGAAACUCUGAAAGCAAAAAUGGUACCUGAGAAAGUUCCCCGCAGAUGUGCUACUGUUGCUGCAAAUAAAAUAAAGAUAAUGAGUAAUCUAAAAGAAACGAUCUCAGGACCAGAAAAUGUCUGGAUUAGGAAGAGUAGCAGAAAACUGCCCCAUCGAAAUGCUUCUGCUGCGGCUAAGAAAAAAUUACUGAAUGUUUAUAAAGAGGAUGAUACAACCAUAAAUUCUGAAAGUGAAAAAGAGCUAGAAGAUAUUAAUAGAAAAAUGUUUUUUUUAAGGGGGUUCAGAUCCUGGAAAGAAAAUUCACAAUAGUGACUAUGAGAAUGUAGAAGUGGUAUCUGAAAACAAUUGGUACACAAGUAAACUGGCAGUUACAUUCUGCUCCCAGCUCUAAAAUUACUCCCUUAUUGGCAUCUUUGGAGGAAUUUUCUAAAAGCCAUAAUCCAGUGGGUUCCUCCCAGUCAGCUCUUGUACAGACACGUGCUCUAGGGAAUUCUGAGGAGGAAAUAGAUUGCGGAGUCUGUAGGUGGAGAGGUGGAAAGAAAAGACAAAUGGCCUGCUGUAAGACUACUAUUCCUUUCCAGAAUGGAAGGCCUUAAAGACAUGAUUCCUUAGAGGAAGAAUAUAAUGGGAAGUGUACAGGCUAGGAAGAACUUGGAGUGAACAAAUUUCAAAAUCUUAACCUGAUGAUAAUUUUCAGGGUUCUCCAUUACAGUGUAAAAAUUCAGACCAUGACAACUAUGGUGUCAUGAGGAAAAAAAAUCAGGCACUUUUCCAAAGGAAGUGCUAAUGGGCCUAUUUGACUUCUGAGUGAAGCAAAAACUCUACCCAGAUCCAGUCCCUACAAUUCACAUCCCCAAAGGUCAAAAACAAACUAGGAGGACCUGGGAAUUUUAGCUGGAGAUACUGAUUAUUGAGUUCUGAAGUAGAGUGUUGGAAAUAGGCAAUUAGAGAAAGUCCAUUGAUGUCAUUUUGUUGAUAAUAUUGCAGUUCAUACUGAAUGACCACUUGAUAUGACUAAUUCAGGGAAUAUAUAUUUUUCUAUGAAAGCUAUGAAUGUUACUAUCACGGCUUUUCCUUAUUUUUACUUUUAUGUAGCAGCAUUUACAGAAAUGCCAAAAAUGUGCCUCAUUAAGAGGCAGGUCUUAGAUAAAAAUAAAAUGUAUAGCUUAAGAUCAAAACAGUCAUAUUUUUAGAUACAGUGAAAUCUUUUCUCUACAGCACCUUGAAUACUUUGAGUAAACUUAUUACAAUCUCAUCCCAACAAACUUUAAUGGUAGCAUGUUUGGCCUAUUUCAUUGUGGCCUCCGCUAGGAUUAGAAAAUUUGGUCGUGGUAUAACAAAGAAGUGUAUUUACAAUAGGAUUUAAUUUGCUGUUAAUAUGUAUUUGUUGAAAUUAAAAUUGCCAGAUUAAAUGAAUGUACUGUCACAUCUUUUUAACAUAGUAACGUGUUAUUGGAAAAAUUAAGUUGUUGAAAGUAAGUUGUUUUCCCAUUUAAAAAUAUCUGAAUAUAUGAUUUGCACGUGUAAAUCUGAAAAACUAAACUAAGAAACCUAGGGUUUUCUAUUUCUUUUUUAAGUCAAAUGCAUUUUUUUUGUUAUACAGAUGAACCAAGUGUCUAAAAUACUUGAGAAAUUUGUGGUUGCAUGUCUGUUUUAAAAAAAGGCUUUUUGUUUUUUAGCAUAAGCCAGAAUAUUCUAACCUACUAAGUCUGUGUCCUUUGCUCCUUUUGUAGUAUACUUUCGUCUAAAUUACUGAUCCCCGUGUAUGUUGAUACACAGGUGAGAAAGGGAAGAAUUCCUAAUAAACUGCUAUUACUUUUAGGUGCAUGGGGUUUGAUUUUUGAGCUCUAAUGAAAUGCUUAAACUUCUUUCCAGUUCAAAUUUUACACUUAAUUUAUAAUAUUGAGUAUAUUAUGUCCUCAACAAGUAACUAUAAAAUGAAAUUCUUAACUCUCGGUGAAGACUAUUUUAUGCAAAGUUUUUUUUUUUUUUUUAGCAAUUUCAGUGUAAUGAAAGAAUUUAAGCUUUGAAUUUAUAAUUUGCUGUGGUGGGGUUAAUUUGUCAGUAUUUGAGAUUGUAUUAUCAGUCUUGCAUAAUGAAUCCUUUUUUGGCUAAGUAUUUAAUUCGAACAUAUUUGCCUUUUUAAAAAGUGCUUGGCCUAAACUUACUGUAACUGCAUGAAAUAAGCAUUUACUUAAAACUUAACAUUGUAAAAUUGUUCUCUCUGAAAUGUGUGCAGAAUUUAAAUCAUGGCCAAAUGUAUUACUAUUACCCUAUUUACAGUAAUUUGCUUUGCAGAAAAUAUUUCUUCAUCAUGCAACUGUGAAAUCAAAUUGAAGAUCUUACUGGUAAAAAUGACAAAUUAACAAAAGGACUAAGACAAGUGGUGCCCAAACAACCUUUUUAUUCUGCAGUUCCAUCAUUAUAAUAGACCAGUUAACCCAA